AUGACGUCUCGUGAAGGGGUUAAUCCCCUGCGCCCUUAUUAUAUUCCCCAGUCUGGGCUAUCGCCAGUCACAGCUCCUACGCCCGGGGUGCCGUCACCGUCGUCGGCCGUCGUGUUCGGGAGCACAGCACGCAAUCUCAUUCCGGAUAUCGACUACACAGACUACCUCGAGUCCUCACCAUCAGUAUCAGACUGGGUUCGCGAGGCAGUGAAUAAUUCUCUUGUCCGCUACAGUCAAGUGCUGAUUGCCCAACCGUUCGAUGUCGCCAAAACUAUCCUGCAGGUCUAUGUGGUGCCUGAUGCUAUAGAGGAACAGCCGGACCAGUUGCUUAGCACUGGAGCGGCGAGUAGCUCGUAUGAAUCAGAACUAGAUUCAUCUGACGAUGAGAGCACCUAUUUCACUUCAGCAGCUCCGACCACACCCUCGCCGAGCACGCCACGAUCUCGAAAGGCUCGGCAUCGCAUCACAGACCGUAGUGGCUACAUCCGUGCAGAUGCAGCACCAGCACCGUCGAAACAUGCCUUGACCAUCCGUAACCCUAAUGCUAUAAUGGACGUGCUGUCCCAGAUGUGGACGACCAACGGCCUGACUUCCCCAUGGAAAGCAUCCAACUCAACCUUUAUCUACUCACUACUUCUCCCGACAUUAAACACAUUUAUACGAAGUCUGCUUUCCGCCAUCGCAGGUCUACCAGAGGAAGACAUAACCUCAUCCUUGACAGCCGAUAUAUUGACAGCCCCUUCGCCCUUUACGACAUUGAUCCUUUCCUUCGUUUCGUCAUCCCUCUCCGCGCUCAUCCUCUCCCCAAUAGACACAGCCCGCACCCUUCUCAUGCUCACACCUGCAACACAUGGCCCGCGUUCUCUCAUCCGAGCAAUCCGCCAACUCCCCACGCCAAACUGCACAGUUCCGCAGCACCUAGUCCCAAUCACAAUCCUCCACUCCAGUCUACCCCAUUUCAUCACAACCGCCACCCCUCUCUUCUUGAAGUCCUACCUGUCCAUAGACCCACACCUCAGCCCUUCACUGUGGGGUCUCUUCACAUUUCUCAGCUCAGGCCUCGAGCUCGCAGUGCGCUUCCCCCUCGAAACCGUUCUUCGCCGCGCCCAGAUAGCUACAUACACGUCUCUCAGUUUGCGCCAGAAAGCUUCCGGAGUCGGUAUUCGUGCUGCUUCUAUCGACGCUUAUGACGUUGAGACAAUCGUUCCUACCCCGCGCACAUACCGCGGCAUUGUGGGCACAAUGUGGCACAUCGUCCACGAUGAAGGCAUGAGCCCCAACCCAACAGGUGCUGAGCAUGCACGAGAACUUCUCGGCAAGCCAUCCUCCCAACGCCAGCUGCAGAAGAGACAGCAGGGCCAGGGUAUCCAGGGUCUAUACCGCGGCUGGCGGGUAGGCAUGUGGGGCAUAGCUGGUAUUUGGGGGUCCAGUCUUCUGGGUGGGUUCGCAGGCGGCAGUGAAGACGAAGUGACGAUGCGUGGCGGAUAUGGUCGUUCCAGUGGCGGUCAAUUUUAG
Penicillium taxi is the source of this 1515-nucleotide messenger RNA. RefSeq names its product mitofusin complex protein UGO1. NCBI's taxonomy places the organism in Eukaryota, Fungi, Ascomycota, Eurotiomycetes, Eurotiales, Aspergillaceae. Bases 1 to 1515 code for a protein of 504 amino acids. The record is from RefSeq and is a predicted model, not a curated record. The transcript has 2 exons.